Alosa sapidissima (American shad) is the source of this 2821-nucleotide messenger RNA. RefSeq names its product canopy FGF signaling regulator 3 (gene cnpy3). NCBI's taxonomy places the organism in Eukaryota, Metazoa, Chordata, Actinopteri, Clupeiformes, Clupeidae. The transcript is spliced from 6 exons. The record is from RefSeq and is a predicted model, not a curated record. Gene Ontology annotation, molecular function: signaling receptor binding. Bases 113 to 934 code for a protein of 273 amino acids. Gene Ontology annotation, cellular component: endomembrane system.
UUUUUCACAAUUACCGUGCUCCCUGUACAUUGCUGUUAAAAAAAACAGGUUGUAGCCUAGGUGGUCUGCAGAGCAAUUGUAGUUAAUGUAAUCUUUAAAGAAUAUAGGCCACAUGGACCUUUUGAUAUAUUUGGUGUUGUGCGCUCUGUGUGCAGUUUCCAAUGCAGCCAAAAAAGGCGAGGAUGGCGAAUGGGUGAAUCUCCCAAAUAAAUGUGAAGUAUGUAAAUUUGUAAGCAUCGAAAUGAAGUCUGCAUUUGACGAAACUGGGAAGACAAAAGAAGUGAUCGACACCAACUACCGCUUCAUAGACGGCAAGGGGUCCGCUCCAAUCAAAUAUGUGAAAUCCGACAUACGCUUCAUCGAAGUGGUGGAGAAUGUGUGCAAGAGGCUACUGGAGUAUAAUCUGCACAAGGAGAGGACAGGAAGCAACCGCUUUGCCAAGGGCAUGUCCGAGACCUUCUCCACGCUGCAUAACCUGGUGCACAAGGGUGUGAAGGUGGUGAUGGACAUUCCUUACGAGCUGUGGAAUGAGACCAGUGCCGAGGUCGCUGACCUCAAGAAACAGUGUGAUGUGAUGAUAGAGAAAUAUGAGGAGGUCAUUGAAGACUGGUAUAAGGGAACUCAGGAGGAAGAUCUCACCACUUACCUCUGUGAGAAACACGUUUUGAAGGGACAGGAUCAAGCUUGUCUGAAUGAACAGUGGAAAAAGAAGGGAGACUCUGCUGCCUUGCCAGAGAAGAAGAAGAAAAAGAAGAAGAAGGGCAAGAGCAAGGACAGCGAGGAUGGACAGAGCAAGAAGAAGGUGAAGAAGAAAAAGAAGUCUGUGACAGAGCAGGGGAAGGGCAAAGGGAAGAGCAGUGCUGGCAAGGACGGCUCUGUGGACGAGAAGAUCCAGAAGAAGAAGAAUCUGCACGGCGAGAAGACGGAACUCUGAAGAAUGGAGCCGAGGGAGAGGGGGGAAGGUGGUAGAUGUGACACCAUGUCUGUAACCAUAUCCUGACUAGGGUACCAUGCAUUGCUGGUGUUGUACGUCCGCGUGCAUUUGUGUGUGUAUGCACAUGUGUGUAUGCGUACGUAUGCGUGUGUGUGUGAGUGUGUGUGUAUAUCAGGGGGAGGGAUAGCAGUGUGAAGUAUAAUUCAGACAUGCCAUGGUCCCUCCCUCACUCACUGGCCGGACAGUCCCCGGGAGAGCCAGUCCUCUGCCCUCCAUGCCACACUGACUCUUUUCCAUGCCACACUGACUCUUUUCCAUGCCAUGCCACACUGACUCUUUUCCAUGCCACACUGACUCUUUUCCAUGCCACACUGACUUUCUAUGUUUGUAUGUUUGUGUGAAAACACUGCUUCACAAAUCUUUAUUCAAUCCACUGAGCCUUUGUUUCAAUGUAUGUGUCCUUUACAUUUCCUGUUCUCUCUCUCUCUUUCUCUCUUUUUCUCUCUCUCUUUUCUGUCUCAUUCUACCUCCAUUCCCACAAUCAUUCCUACCCUUCUGCAUUGUUACAGGAGGGAGAUGAGGUCUAAAUAUAACUCUGAUUAAACAGCAUGAGAGGCACCUCGCAGGAGCCGUCUCCUAAAGCUGGCCGCUAUGUCAGGGGCUCAUCAGGCUGCAGAUGAAAAACGCCACGGUUAUGAGAGUGGUGAUUGGUCAGUGUUGUGCUGACAGAGGCCUUUCCAGUGCUUAGUGUGUGUGUUCAUUUGUGUUACUCCUGAAAUGUCCUUUUUCAUGACAGAUUAUGAGAAUUUUAGUCAUGGGCUGUUUGGGUAGACCACAGUUGAGGGGCAUUUUAUCAUCUUUAAAAUGAGAUUAUAUUGAAAUUGUUUUCCUUAGUUACUUCCCAAUUGCUCUGUUUCUUUUAGCAUGUUCUUUUAAGUAUACUGUAGCCUGUAACUAACAUCAUUUCAACUUGUCUCCAUGACAUACCCAUUGAGUUUUAUUAACCUUAAGCUGUUUGCCUACUUUCAGUAUGUGUAGUGGGUUACUGUUCAGGACACCAUUGGGAAAUGUGGACUGAGCUGUUGGAUUUGAAAUGAAAAUCUGGUUAUAAUCUCCAGCUCAGGGUGCUUGGCAACCUCUGUGAAGUGAAGGACUGUGCAACCUGAUUAUAGUAUUUUUAGUAGCAUUAUUAUUAUUAAGUAAGAAGCCAUUCCAGUACAUUAUGAGGUCAAGUGCAUUCCAAUGACUAUCCUCCCCAUGGUGUUGUUUUUUAACCCAUAGUAUGCAGUUUACAUGGCAGGGUGCAAAUCACCAAUGUAAACUGUAGUGUUACAUAUUGUGAUAUAGUGUUACAAACCUUUCCAUGCUCUUGCCUGAAUACCUUUCCAUCAUCUUCGCUUUCUUGAGGUAGUGCGCCUCAAAUAUGGUCCUGUUCUUAUUUCCUUCUACUUGCUGUUUAUUUUAGUAUUUUAACUACUCAUUUGGGGAACCUAUAAUGCUGUAUGUUUAAAGAGGAAACAAUGGUUAGGUGUAGGGUGUGGACCAUCAAUACGUGUUUUAUGCAUUUGCUAUUUGUUUCUUAUUUUUUAUUGAUCAUGAGUGAAUGAAGGUAAAUGUGUGUAGUUAAUUUCUUUGCUUUAUUUAUAUGAUUUGCAAAUUCUUUGCAUUUGCUUGUUUGUUAAUUUGUUUGUUUGUUUCACGUUUGCACUGGCCUGUAAAACGGUGUCAGCCUACUGUAAGUAUGCAGCAGCAGAGUGAAUGUGGGCCUGCUGCACGUAAGCUGUGCUGCAGUGUGAAGAUGAGCCGUGUUCAGGGCUGGAAGGGCGAUCUGGCAGCCGCUUGUUAGACAUCUUCCAGUGGAGCUUGCAAUAAAGUCCUGCUAUUGUA